Xyrichtys novacula (pearly razorfish) is the source of this 423-nucleotide messenger RNA. NCBI's taxonomy places the organism in Eukaryota, Metazoa, Chordata, Actinopteri, Labriformes, Labridae. The record is from the annotation of a GenBank genome assembly.
AUGGUGGCGGCCUUGACUUGUUUCACACUCGUGCUGAACUCCAGUUUAAUAAUGAAGAGACAGACGAGCCAGCAGCAGCUUUCGCUCUUCCUCCAGGGUAACCGAGGUAAUGUCGACUGUGGGAGCGGUCUGAAAGAGGACCGGGAGAGCAUCUGGAGGGAUCAAAAGCAGGCCGGUGUUUCAUCUCCUGCAAGUUCUUCAGCAGCUGCUCUGAUUUCCCAGACCGCAGAGGGAAACAAACAGGGCAGAGGCCUGAUAACACAUUCCUUCAUGUCCCAGCCUGUCCCAGCACCCCCCUCCUUCCUUGUCCCUUACUGUCCUCCCCCUGCUCCUCUUUUCUUAUGCGGCUUUUGUAGUCGACACGAUGUGGCGUUGGGGAUCCGAGGUCUGUGCCUGCAGUUGUCUGUGACGGCGUGGAGAUGA